Punica granatum (pomegranate) is the source of this 3783-nucleotide messenger RNA. The record is from RefSeq and is a predicted model, not a curated record. Lineage: Eukaryota; Viridiplantae; Streptophyta; Magnoliopsida; Myrtales; Lythraceae.
CUUGUUCGUAGUCUAGACAUCACAAGGAAAAUCCCAAAUCUCAUUUCGGGCUCAACAUGUCCACGACCCCCCACCCCACGCGCCCAAUCCCAAGCUACAGUUGUUUUGGCGGGAAAAUUCCCCAAAUCGACGAGAGAAGAUAACCGCGCGCUGACCGUCUCCUUCGUCGGCCAGCCCUCCCAUUUCCUAGGGUUUCUCCUCCUGAGCGAAAUAUUCCUCCAUCCGCGGGAGAUUCAAUCCGGUGCAGCUCAUCGCCAUGCCGACCUACAAGAUUAGGGGCGUCGAUGUCGAUUUCCCUUUCGAGGCCUACGACUGUCAGCUCGUUUACAUGGAGAAAGUCAUUCAGUCUCUACAGGAACGGUGCAAUGCUCUUCUUGAAAGUCCUACUGGGACGGGGAAAACACUGUGCCUUCUCUGUGCCACGUUGGGUUGGAGGAAGAGCCUGGGCAGUUUCUCAACUGGCAGCAUGAAAGGCGAGAGCCAGGAUCAAGCAUUUUCACAGUCACAAUCCGAUUCAAACAAGCUACCAACCAUUGUUUAUACUUCACGUACUCAUAGUCAGCUGCGCCAAGUGAUUCAAGAGCUGAGGAGAAGCAACUACAGGCCCAAAAUGGUGGUGUUAGGGUCUCGGGAACAGUUAUGUAUCCAUGAGGAGGUCAGUUCACUUCGUGGAAGAGCACAAAACAGUGCAUGCCAUUACUUGUGCAGAAAGGGUGCGAAGCGUCGCUGCAAACAUUACUUUCAUGUUGCUGAAUACAUGAAGAGCAAUCCUUAUCUUGGAGAUGACCCAAUUGACAUUGAGGAUUUGGUCAACAUUGGAAGGAAAUCUGGACCGUGUCCCUAUUAUUUAUCGCGGGAACUCCACAAGUCUGUUGAUAUUAUCUUUGCCCCCUACAACUAUCUCAUUGAUAAUGCAUAUCGAAAAUCUCUGGCAGUUGACUGGACGAACACUGUACUCAUUUUUGAUGAGGCACACAACUUGGAGAGUUUAUGUGCUGAUGCAGCCUCAUUUGAUCUGCCCUCUCAUCUUCUGACGGCUUGCAUAUCUGAAGCCAAAAAUUGUAUUGAUCAUUCUGUAUCAAGAAGAGAACAAUCAAAUGAUAAAUCACGUAAUCCAGACAAUUUUGCCAUACUCCGAGCCUUACUCUUGAAACUAGAGAAACGGAUUAUGGAUGUACCUAUUGAAUCCAAGGAAUCGGGAUUUACCAAGCCUGGACCUUACAUCUAUGAACUAUUCUCUGACCUGAAUAUCACUCAUGAGACUGCUUCUAUGCUCAUCGCUACGAUUGAGGACGCUGCUGUGCUGCUUGAGGAAUCUAAUCAGCUGCAAUCAAAGGGCAACAUAUGCAGGCUUGAAACUAUGGGUGAAAUUCUUAAGCUGAUUUUCAAAGAAAAGAACAAUGCUCAUGCAAAAUAUUACCGAGUUCAUGUGCGAGAAGUUGAGGCGCAUUUUUCUGAUAGUUUAAAAGGUAAGGCAUCUAGGUCACUUAGCUGGUGGUGUUUUAAACCUGGAAUUGCCAUGGAAGAGUUCUCGAAGAUGGGUGUUGGUUCGAUCAUAUUAACUUCAGGCACCCUAUCCCCUUUAGAUUCAUUUGCACAGGAACUCAAUCUAAAGUUUCCUAUUCGGCUGGAAAAUCCUCAUGUCAUAUCUUCAGAUCAGCUGUGGGCUGGAGUUGUACCUGUUGGACCAUCAGGAUGCUCCUUCAAUUCCUCUUAUAGAAAUCGCGAUUCUUUGGAAUAUAAACAGGAUCUUGGCAAUGCUAUUGUGAAUUUUGCACGGAUUGUGCCAGAUGGACUGCUUGUUUUUUUCCCAUCAUAUUAUGCUUUGGAGCAAUGCAUCGCUUGUUGGAAAGAUAUGGCACACCCAAAUUCAACAGACUCAAGAUCCAUAUGGGAAAGGAUCUGUAGACAUAAAUUUCCUGUGGUUGAACCUCGACAAUCAUCAGUAUUUUCUGUGUCAAUUGAGGACUAUAUGUCUAAGCUCAAAGACCCCUCAAGUUCAGGUGCAGUAUUUUUCGCCGUUUGUCGUGGCAAGGUAAGUGAAGGAUUAGAUUUUGCUGAUCAUGCCGGGAGAGCGGUUGUGAUUACGGGUUUGCCAUUUGCUACACGGACUGAUCCCAAGGUUCGACUGAAGCGCGACUACUUAGAUGAACAUGCAUGGUCACAAAAUGAUGGGAACAAGGGUCUUACUGGAGAAGAAUGGUAUAGCCAACAAGCAUCUCGAGCCGUGAAUCAGGCUGUGGGACGUGUUAUUCGUCACCGUGAUGACUAUGGAGCGAUAAUUUUCUGUGAUGAAAGAUUUGCACAGUCACAGCGUCAGUCCCAAAUAUCACUUUGGAUACAGCCUCACAUCAAGUGUUACUCCAGAUUUGGUGAUGUUAUUUUUACUUUAACCCGAUUCUUCCGAGAUGCACGGACCCGUCCUUGUAACAAGAGUACAGUGCAAAACUCAGAGAGCGGGAAGUGUGGAGAGAUGAGAGCUCUGGAAUCUCAGGAAAACCGCCUGUCUCCCCAUGCUACUUUAAAACUAGAGGAUCAGAUAAAUGCUAUGGAGUCAACCUCUUCUUUUCUUGAAACUAAAAGUUGGAUAAGUAGGAACCACUUCGAGGAAGUUCUUCCAGCAAACCGCUCCUCUCUUGCUGCCAAUAAGAAAAUUCAGGAAUCAAAAUGGGUUUCCUCAGAGGACUUACUCCAUCGUGGGAAAAGUCCUCAAAUUUCAGGAAGUAAAAUUCUGCAACGUUAUAGCAAAACAAUUGAUUUGACUGAUGAUACCUUGUUGGACAAGAAACCAAGCAUGGAAACCUUAACACCUUGCGCAUUGAAGCGCAAAUUACCAUCAAGUCUAGAGAAUAGUGAGAUGCUAACUUCAGGGAGCGGUCUACAGUCAGAAAGACAUGUCUCUGCCAAAUUAGGCAAAGACAAGGAUGACAGUUGGAGCCGAAGGAACGCUCAAGUGGGGUCAGCUCAUAUGUCUAAAAAGGAUGGGCAUGUACAAGGAAGCAAUCUGAAUAUUUUUGACCGGAAAGAUAAAGUUGUUCAGCAAAGUCAGGACCCUUUGGAUGAUGAGGAAGCUCGGGGAUCUGCUUUUCUUAUUCAGGUGAGGGAGAAGCUCAAUGCUACGGAAUAUAAGGAGUUUGUUGGGUUUAUGAAAGCACUGAAGUCAAAUGCAAUGAAAAUUGGCUUUGUUCUGCAAUCUAUUGCAAGAUUAUUUUCGGGACCAGAAAGGCUUCCCCUUUCAAUAAGAUUUAAGGAUUUUAUUCCUGCAAAGUACCGUCUUCUAUACGAGCCGUAUCUGGGAGCUAAUGACAUGAAUUCGAGUGCUCCCAAUUAAAGCUGGUGCUUUAUUUCAAUGGAGCAGCUGAAUAGCCUGUCAAACUAGCUGAGAAGCUGAACAUUGCAGUUUCAUCGGCCUGGGCUAGAAGGAUGAUUUUCAUCGGAUUGGGCCUUGCUCGACUGAUGCUUCUGCUAUUCGGAAACCGUGAGAAGUUUAAGAAUCAUCUGGCUCGAGAGAAGCAGGUUGUAGAUAUGAGGUAUAGCUCAGAUACUACAGCUUUCCCUGGAUGUUCUCGGCUUAUUACUUUCGAAGGCAAAGGAAAUUUUGAGGAUCCUCAAAGUGAAGUUACUCGCAACAGAUCACAAUCUUUUCACUCAUAUCGUUCCGUGUAAAUGGUUGUAUAAUAAUUUGAUUGGUUUACUGCACGCUGCGGUAACAUUCUUCUGAUAAAGCAUAUGCAUAUUUCGUCCCAUACUUAAAUUUAUAAUGGAUAUUGGGCGUUUGGUUGA